Messenger RNA from Aspergillus sclerotioniger CBS 115572, 1416 nucleotides. Its product is annotated as histidine phosphatase family protein. The transcript has 4 exons. The record is from RefSeq and is a predicted model, not a curated record. Gene Ontology annotation, molecular function: acid phosphatase activity. Gene Ontology annotation, cellular component: fungal-type cell wall. The coding region runs from base 1 to 1416 and encodes 471 amino acids. NCBI's taxonomy places the organism in Eukaryota, Fungi, Ascomycota, Eurotiomycetes, Eurotiales, Aspergillaceae.
AUGACGCGAUUAUGGGUCGGAAUCGUUUUUCUGUGGUCCAUCCCAGCAGUCACUGCAGUAGCCAACUCAUCCAUCUUCUCCAGUUCACUCAUCUCCCAGAAAGUGUUCGACGGGGAGAAUUUCCUCAAAUAUGACGGAGUCCGUGGUCCUUAUGUGGACCAUGUAUCUUACGGGGUCAGUCGCGACACCCCUGCGCAAUGCUCCGUUGAUCAGGUCAUUAUGAUCAAAAGACAUGGAGAACGAUAUCCCGCAUCAGGGGAAGGAACUUCCAUCGAACAGGCUCUAAAGAAGGUCAACAACACCAUCGCAGGAAAUUAUAGCGGAGAUCUAGCCUUCCUGAAGAACUGGACCUACUUCGUGCCCUCCGACUGCUACGAGGCAGAGACCUGGACAGGUCCCUAUGCAGGGUUAACAGACGCCUACAAUCAUGGCAAGGAAUAUCGCCAACGCUACGGACACCUCUGGGACGGAGAGUCCGUUCUCCCGAUAUUCACUGCCGACUUCCAAAGAGUCAUCGAGACUGCCCAGAAAUUUGGAGAAGGAUUUGUCGGUAAUGACAGCUACUCGACCAAAGCAGCGCUCAAUAUCAUCUCUGAAUCUAGCAGUCAAGGCGCAGAUAGUCUGACUCCUACAUGCCACAAGCAAGACGACAACGCACAGAAUAUCUGCAACAGCAUGCCAUACUACCUUCCACAAUUCGAUGCAGCUGCAGACCGACUGAAUGCUCAGUAUCAGGGCUUGAACCUCAACUGGACAGAUGUGGUUUCACUAAUGCUAAUGACGGCCUACGAGCUAAACACGCGCUCUUCAUCAGACUGGAUCAACGUAUUCACCACCGACGAAUGGAUCAGUUUCUCACACAUUUGGAACAUCAACUUCUACUACUGCUCAGGCCCCGGAAACUCCUACAUGCGUGCCGUCGGCGCCCUCUACGUCAACGCCACCCUAUCCCUCCUCAACCAAGGCCCUUCAUCCAACUCUCUCUUCUUCAACUUUGCCCACGACAGCAACAUAACCCCCAUAAUCACCGCCCUCGGCAUCGCUACCCCACCCACCGACCUCCCCACGGACCGCGUAGCCUUCAACUCCCCCUGGAAAAUCGAAGACAUCGUUCCCAUGGGCGGCCGCCUCACCAUCGAGCGCCUAAACUGCACCGACUCCGCCUUCGCACCUGCUGGCUCCUUCGUCCGACUCGUGCUUAACGAAGCCGUUGUACCUCUACAGGAAUGCCAGGAUGGUCCCGGGUAUUCAUGUCCCUUGGCCAACUAUACGGAGUUUGUGCGGGGGUUGCCUUCUUUUGUAUCCGAGUGUGAGGUUCCGGCUGAAGAACCGCAGUAUUUGAACUUCUGGUGGAAUUAUACCACCUCGACGAAGGAUAACUAUCGUAAUGGGAGUAGGUGUAAUGGGUUGGCUUAG